AUGAAGGAAAAUAAGGGACAGUCUCCUAAGAAGCUUAAAUUUCACUUCCCCGAGCAGAAUCUUAAUGAGAAAAUCUAUGGAAAUCAAAUAUAUAUGCAGGAGAACUUAGACGGGCUUUCUCCUAACAUGGCCAAUAAUAUCUUUGAUAAUUUUGAGGCCUCUCACCAAGAAACCUUCAAUGAAAAUAAUAGAGGGCAUUGAAUGCAAAAUUUAUCUCCGAGCUGGAAGACCCAGCGAGAUAGUGGAGGUUGGAGCAAGAUUUUCAAAAUAUUCAUAUCUCCACCAUCAGUAGGAAUUCUACAAGAAGUAUUGAAGGGGAAAGAAGAUAAGAGAAGACUAACGAAGGUUUGCAAACUCUAUAAAAAGCUGAACAAAAGUUUAUAAAUAAGAGAAAGAUUGGUUCUAUUCAGGAGCAAUUCGAUAGUCCUUUCACACAGAACCCUAACUUCCCAACUAUUUCUGAGGAUCCCCAAAAGCACCCUGUCAAGAUCAUGGAAGAUCUCUCUUUGUACAAUAAACAGAACAUGAAUAAUUUCGUCCAAAGCAAAUACUCCAGAUUCAAAGAAGACAACUAUGACGAAAUCCAGCUGUGGAAAGGUCAAAAAUCACAAAGAGCCAUAGGUAAAGCCAGACGAAGUAGUUGAUGCUGAACAUAUUGAGGGAAGGAAAAAUAUCUCAAUGAUGUCAAGUGGAGGAUAAAAGAACUCACAUAUGAGCCUGAAAAAGACUCAGAAGAAGAUCCUGAAGAUUGUAAUAUUUCAGAAUUUUCUUCGUCGACAUUAGACAAAAAGAAUGCUAUGACAAGUACUUAUAAGACAAGAAAUAUUGAACCUAAAUAGAAACAGUGUGAUAGAUUGGAAACAUAAGCUGAUCAAGAUAAAAAGGUGUAAUAGGAACCCGAGGAGGACGAUCGUAACAUCUCAUCCAAACGGAAGUCUUCGGAGAUAUAAUCAAGUUUCUUCAAGUCUCAAUAAAGGUGUAGCUGGAUAUCAUGAAACUCUUAAACCUCAUGGGUUACUCGACAAAAUCCUAUCAUCAGCUUCAGUAACCACAAACACUCAUACAGCCAACGAAGUAUCUCAAACUAACUCUCAAAGAGAGUUUGACCCAUAUUCCAGAUAUGAUUGAGAUUUCAUUCAUAACAACAAGCUAGUGGUGCCUGCUGUCAGAAGGUGCAAGCCUUAUUGCUCAACUAAGGAAAUAGCAAAGAUAUACUCAACACACGAUGAGUACUAUGUGCAACCUGAAAGAAAUGCUCAAAAGACAGUUCCAUUUAAGAAGAGAAAAAAAUCUAGGAUAAAGCUCAUGAGCCCUCUUCUCAAAAGAAAGAGAAUUUCAAGAGUAAGAAUUUCGCAAUCUAGGAAUAGAUAUAAAGAAUUGAAGGCCAUAUACAGUUUAAAUUCUUAGCAAUUUUCUAAUAAAA
This is a messenger RNA of Moneuplotes crassus, 1423 nucleotides long. The record is from the annotation of a GenBank genome assembly. Lineage: Eukaryota; Ciliophora; Spirotrichea; Euplotida; Euplotidae.